Messenger RNA from Gossypium arboreum, 1507 nucleotides. RefSeq lists its product as uncharacterized. NCBI's taxonomy places the organism in Eukaryota, Viridiplantae, Streptophyta, Magnoliopsida, Malvales, Malvaceae. The record is from RefSeq and is a predicted model, not a curated record. The transcript is spliced from 7 exons. Gene Ontology annotation, cellular component: cytoplasm. The coding region runs from base 139 to 1290 and encodes 383 amino acids.
AACCAAACUUAUAUAUCUCUAACAUUUCCCGACUCACUCCCAUCUCAUACUUUCUCUCCCUCUCUGUUGACUUGGUUGUGGAGAAACCUUUUUUUUUUUUUUCGAAGGCAUCAGUUUACAUCGCUAUUUGAAAGCUUGAUGAGUAGGGUUGUGCUAGGCUUGCCAGGGCCAUGGGCUGAGGAUAACCGUGAGCCCUCUGAUCAUUACACUACCAAAAUUGGUGGACUUCCUGAUUGGCCUCUUCCUAUAGAGGCUUUGAAGUUCAACCCUACACUUAUUCACUGCACACAAUGUGGAAGUAAACUCUGUCUUGUUGCUCAGGUUUAUGCUCCAGUUUCAAGUGGAACUUUGAACGUAGAAGACCGUCUACUUCUUGUUUUUGGUUGUGUGGCACCAAAUUGUGGUAGCUCUUCUCUCAGUUGGCGAGCUCUUCGGAUUCAGAAAGUGGAAAAUGAAUCAAAGGAAUCAUCCUCCGCUGCUACUCUGGAUAAAGCUCCUUCAGCUUCAUCUCUUGUUUCUGUUCCAAAAACUAACUGGUGGGAGAAUUUGAGUGAUGAGGAUAAUGAAGAUUUGGAUUUGGAGGACUUGAGUAGAGCAUUUUCUGAAGUGGCAAGCUUGAGUUCUGAGCCCAAGAAGACAAGUAGCUACCGGAAUUCUGAGGGUGCUGUGAAGCAUUCUUUGUCUUUAAUUGCACAAACAAGAGGGGUUGAUACUGAUACACCAGUGAUGCCAUGCUUCUACAUUUAUAGUCAGGCAGAACCAUCAUCAAAGGAUUUUUCUUCUAUGUGUUCAAAUCACUUGUCACUUUCGGUCAAGGAGAAAGAAGGUGAUGUUGAUGAUCAUGGACAAGAAGAAACAUGGGAAGCUGAAAAUUAUGAAUAUGAUAAGGCUCUGAAUGCUGACAGGACUUAUCUCAAGUUCAAAAAACAAUUGGAUGCUUCUCCAGAGCAAUGUUUUAGAUAUGCAUUCGGUGGGAAACCUCUUCUGGCUACAACAGAGGUGGAUAAUGCUGGGAACUGCGGACUUUGUGGUGCAUCAAGGCACUUUGAACUGCAGCUUAUGCCCCCAUUAAUAUAUUUUCUGCAGGAAGUUGAUGAUUGUCAUAAAGGUUCUCUGGAGAACUGGAACUGGCUGACUCUUGUUGUCUAUACCUGUUCCAAGAGCUGUUCUAAUUCAUUUGAUGAAGAGAAGUCCAUCCAUGGCCAUGGUCAAUGGUUUGUCGUGGAGGAGACUGUUAUCGUGCAAUUCGAUAAGCCCUUAAAUGAGUGUCUUCAACGCUAUUUCUCAUGAUUUACAAUUUUUGUCAAACAUUUGUGUGAAUCGGAACUCUUUCAGUCUUUAAUCUAUGUUGAGCAGCUUCCAUGCAUACAGAGAUGAACCUACAAUGAUCCUGAAAGUUUACUGAUUUAUUUUAUGCCCUUGACAAAUCUAGAGUGUGUCAUUAUUAUCUCCGACGGAGUGUUAUGCAUUGGUUGAAGAUCGAUGAGAGGUAUCAAAUUUUGUAUCA